Messenger RNA from Cydia fagiglandana, 2246 nucleotides. RefSeq names its product gastrula zinc finger protein XlCGF57.1-like. The coding region runs from base 1 to 1692 and encodes 563 amino acids. Lineage: Eukaryota; Metazoa; Arthropoda; Insecta; Lepidoptera; Tortricidae. The record is from RefSeq and is a predicted model, not a curated record. Gene Ontology annotation, biological process: regulation of transcription by RNA polymerase II. The transcript has 3 exons. Gene Ontology annotation, molecular function: DNA-binding transcription factor activity, RNA polymerase II-specific; RNA polymerase II cis-regulatory region sequence-specific DNA binding.
AUGGAAAAUAAAAGGAUAGCAUCAAGCUUGAGAGAACUGCGAAACCGCAUUGACUACACGGACCAGAACCGAAGCGAUGACCAAAGGAAAUUCGUGCUAUUCGGAUUAGAUGAGCACCGCGGAGAAACGCAAGAUGAGCUUAUUUAUCGUUUAUCAGUACCAGUUACUACAGCUAUAGUGCAUCUCGAGACAGCAGAUCUCGAGGAGGUAGAGGCGCUGUGUGUAACAAUGGAGCCCGGAGAGGUGUGUGUGAAGACAGAGCCCGGAGAGGUGUGUGUGAAGGCGGAGCCCGGAGAGGUGUGUGUGAAGACGGAGCCCGGAGAGCUGUGUGUGAAGGAGCAGGAGUGUGAGGACAGCGCCGGGCACGGAGUGAGCGCGGCGGCCGUGCGGGCCGGUCUAUAUACCGACCAUGAGGUCAAGGACGAGCUUGUGCUGGGCCCCGAGGAGUGGCACCGCCCUAACGGGUUUCAAGUGUGUUCGGAGGGCAGCGCCGCCCGCGCCAGGGAACAGCUCGCGAUGGUUUGUUCCGUGGUGCUCGAGCGCCUCCGCGACGACGUGACUGUUCACAGUGGAGCCAAACCAUACGGCUGCGAUCACUGUGGCAAACGUUUCAAAAUCAAGUUUAGUUUAAGGAAACACAUUCAACUUACGCACUUGUCGACCAGGCAAAAAAAAAUUGCUUGUGAUUUUUGUAGUUCUACAUUGCAAACUGAAACGCUUGUAUUAGAGCACGAAAAAAGCGAGCAUGGUGUCACAAAUUUCAUGUGUGCUGAAUGUGAGUAUACAACGAUUUACAAGCGAAAUUUGCCAGCUCAUUUAAAAACUCACACUAUAGACAAACUAUUUAAUUGUACCCACUGCAGUUACAAAACUCCGUUUAUAAGUGAUUUACAAAAACAUCGAGCUAUACACCAGAGGAUACAUACUGGAGGAAAGCCUUUUCAUCUAUGUAGUUACUGCGACUACAAGGCACGUAAUAAAGUUAACCUAGAACGUCACAUAAGAAUACACACUGGCGAGAAACUUUAUACAUGUAACUACUGUGAUUGCAAAUUCAAUCAGAAAUCAUUAUUAAAAACACACCAGAUAACGCAUACUGGGGCGAAGCCAUUUAAAUGUAGCUAUUGCGACUACAAGUGCAGUCGGAAAGAUCACUUGCAAAAACACCAGAGGAUACACACCGGAGAAAAGCCGUUCACAUGUAGUCAUUGUGGCUACAGGUGCAGUACUUUGUUUAGCUUACGAAGACACGAAACGAAUCAUACUGGCAAGAGGCGUUUUACAUGUAGUCACUGUGAUUACAAAACUUCUCUCAAACAAAACUUACAAACACACAUAAGAAUACACACCGGAGAAAAGCCGUACAAAUGUAGUCAUUGCGACUACCAAUGCAGUGAUCAUUCUAUGUUACGAAACCACGAAAGGAUACAUACUGGCGAGAUACCUUUUCAGUGUAGCUACUGUGAAUACAAAACCAGUAAGAAAUCACACUUACGAACACACCAGAGUAUACAUACUGGGGAGAAGCCAUUUAAAUGUAGCGAGUGCGACUACAGGUGCAGGCUGAAACAACACUUAGUAUCACACCAGAGGGUACACACCAAAGAGAAGUACAAAUGUACUCAUUGCGACUACAAGUGUAAUUUUAGGUCAAAGUUACGAAUACAUGAAUUGACACAUACUGGUGGGUAGUAUUUUCAAUGUAGCUACUGUGAUUACAAAUGCACUACGAAAUCACAAUUACGAGCACACCAGGUGAAACAUACUGGGGCGAAAACAUUUACAUGCAGCAUCUGCGACAGCAAAUACAGCCGGAAAGAGAACCUACGAAUUCACCACCAAAAAAUACACACCUGAGAGAAGCCGUACAAAUACACUUAUGUCACAGAAAGUGGGUAGGAAGUUACAGGAUCCUCUGCCUCUGGCUUGCCUUGGCCAGAGUGGAGUCGCGAGAUCUCCUCGAGGGUAGAUGGGGAAAUCGUUUACACUGGUACGCCAUUUAAUUCUGCUAGUGUAGUCGUAACAUUUUAAAAGUGCUUUUUUGUAACGCCAUCUAGAUUCCAUGGUCAUUAGUUCAUUACUGAUUGGUAAUGAUCGUACAUUUUCCAACAUUUUUGGUGCAGCAGAGUGGUGUUAACGGAAUUGGUACAGAUAAUUUCAACUGAAAUGGUAAAUUAAGGGUAAUAUUAACGUAAUUAACGCUAAUUAAUCAUUAGGGUUGAAAUUAUUUAUAUCAGUUCCGUUAA